AUGGCUGGGCGCUACUUUAUUUCCUUUUCUUUUUUGUCUUCAUACAACUUUUUUCUCUUUCUUUUUGUGUUCCCUUUGCUUGAUCACUCCCUAUCAUUAACGAUUUACAUUUUUUAUUGUGAUUUUUCUAUUUUUCAAAUAUUUAUCUAUCUCAUUUUAUUUAAUUCUAUCUAUCUAUCUAUCUAUCUAUCUAUCUAUCUAUCUAUCUAUCUAUCUAUCUCAGUCUGUUCAUAUCUAUCUAUCUAUCUAUCUAUCUCAGUCUGUUCUAUCUAUCUCAUGUAUCAUAUCUAUCUAUCUAUCUAUCUAUCUAUCUAUCUAUCUAUCUAUCUCAGUCUGUUCAUAUCUAUCUAUCUCAGUCUGUUCAUAUCUAUCUAUCUAUCUAUCUAUCUAUCCGAAUUUUUGGCUAUCAUUAUUUUCUCGCUUUUUUCACGCUCUCUUUUUCUCUCUUCCUCUUCUCUCUCCCCCUUUCUUUCUCUCUCUUUCUUACUUUCUCUCUCUUUUUUCUUUCUCACUCCGUCUUCUCUCUCUUUUCACUCUCUCUUUUUCUCUCACUCUUUCUGUCUCUUUUCUCUCUGUAUCUCUUUUUCUUUCUCUCUAUCUUUGCUCUCUGUAUCUUUUUUAUCUCCCUCUUGUUCGUUCUCUUGUUUUAUCCUCUGUCUUUUUCUUUCUCUGCGCCUUCUCUCUCCCUUUUUAUUCUCAUUUUUUUUCUUUCAUUCUUUCUGUCUCUUUUCUCUCUCUCUCUUUCUCUCUCAUCCUUUCUCUCUCUUUUCUCUCACUCUUUUCGCUCUCUUUUUUUAA
Molecule: messenger RNA, 798 nt
Organism: Acanthosepion pharaonis
Lineage: Eukaryota; Metazoa; Mollusca; Cephalopoda; Sepiida; Sepiidae
Source: the annotation of a GenBank genome assembly